Molecule: messenger RNA, 662 nt
Organism: Etheostoma cragini (Arkansas darter)
Lineage: Eukaryota; Metazoa; Chordata; Actinopteri; Perciformes; Percidae
Product: bypass of stop codon protein 1-like
Exons: 5
Coding region: 1-645 (214 amino acids)
Source: RefSeq, a predicted model, not a curated record
AUGGAUCGGUUUCCACUGUACUUCUCUCUCUUGUUGGCGUUCCUACUUUAUGAUGCUCAACCAGCAGCUCCAGCAGGCUGUGCAGGUCCCCCCGUGCUGUGUUGCUCCGGUACGAACAGCUCCUGCUCCAGACAAUGUUUCUGUGAUGCGGGCUGCUUGCAACUUGGCGACUGCUGUCCUGACUACAUUUCAACCUGCAAGAAACCUUUAACCACUGCACUUCCAACCACACCCAGCACAACAAGCAGCAGUAAUACAUCUACACUGGCAAAAAAUAUCACAACUUCUUCCUCCACUGUCUCGUCAGCACCCAAUGAAACAUCUACACUGAUGGAAGGAAGUACAUUGUCAGCAUCUACUGUCUAUGCUACUAUAGCAACGAGCCAAACAAACAGCAGCUCAACACCAGCAGAUAACAGCACAACUUCACCAGUCUCCCCAGCAGAUAACAGCACAACUUUACCAGUCUCCCCAGCAGAUAACAGCACAACUUUACCAGUCUCCCCAGCAGAUAACAGCACAACUUUACCAGUCUUCCCAGCAGAUAACAGCACAACUUCAUCAGAUGUGAGCACAAACGUAGCCUCCAUAAUGUCUGCUGCUACAGCAACCAUGACAGUGGCAGUACUAUAUCUACGCAAUUAGAUGACCUCACCACUUCA